Tricharina praecox is the source of this 3286-nucleotide messenger RNA. RefSeq lists its product as uncharacterized. The record is from RefSeq and is a predicted model, not a curated record. Bases 312 to 2843 code for a protein of 843 amino acids. The transcript is spliced from 2 exons. Lineage: Eukaryota; Fungi; Ascomycota; Pezizomycetes; Pezizales; Pyronemataceae.
CUACAACCGAAAAGCCAUGUGGGUUGGGGGUUCGUGAGUUUAUGUCCACCCGCUUGCUGUAGGACUGCCUGUGUAACUGUGAAGGGAAACAUUAUGUUACCCCCCACUACCACCACAACCACCACAACCACUCCACCACCUUCGUACACUCCUCAUUCGCCAACUGGCCUGCAUCCUCCUCCAACUGUCUUCUCUUGCCACCUGCUUGCUUUGAUAAAUUCCCUCAAUUGUCUCGGUUUCCAAUCCAGUCUUGAUUUACUUACCAAUUGUUUUGCUUGUUCGAUUCCCUCGCUGUCAUUCGUCGAGUUACAAUGGGCCUCCUAUGCUGUGGUAACGACGAUGACAAAACGAAACCCCUGAUGAUCCCGACGCCUCCGCGGAUAGCCCCAAUGCUGGUUCGUCGGCGCUCCGUUCCCCGUCCGCGAGCUUCGAAACAAAACAUCGAAAGGUUCUAUCGCGAGGGCCGCGAGCUCCUCCGUGCUGAGCAGGAAGAGCAGGAGAUUUCGGGAUUGCGGGCUACCUUGCGGCAGGAGUACGGAGAGGAUGUGAUGGCCUAUGAUGACGAUGCGACGGAGAUUCGGGGCCCCGUCGAUUUUGGAGACAUGAGGGGAUAUGAGCGGAAUGGUGCGAGGACUGUCGCUGCUGAUUCCAUGUUCAGGACUAUGCACAAUCGGAGAUACUCCUUUGAGACGGCAACGGAUAGGAUGGGUGUGAAAGCCAAAAAAUCAACGGCUGUUCCUACUCCGGACUCUGAAGUGACUGAGGUACACCUCAAUUCGUACAGUCAGCACUCGCUGGAAAGAAUGGAGGAUAAUCCUCCCUCCGAAACACCGUGGGCUGCAGACAUUGCCGCAUACGAAACCUAUCUCAGACGGGACAACGCUGAACCAAACAAGGGUUCAUAUCAUUCGCGAACAGUCACUGCUAGGGCUACUGCUGAUAGGUCGUUAGAUCGCAGAAUGGAUGCCGUACCGGCAGGGAGUCACCGGGAACGUGAUCUGGAUGCUGGAGGAUUUAUCACUGCGGCUACAGCCGUCGUGGUCGAGGGAGAGGAAGGGCAUCGGACGUCGAGGGUUACCAGGUCAGCGAAAAAGCAUCACAGGGUUGCUCUUUCAGGAGCUCGGAUGAAGGAGCCACCGAAGUUGGAUGGAGACGCAACACGAGGAGCAAAGACGCGGGGCGGUAGUGGUGCUAGCGGCAAUCAGGUAAUGGCUAUUCCGCCUGAGGAGUUAUUCUCACGGAUCCCGAACCUGUUGAAGUCUUCCACCAGCACUUUCUUCGGGUCCAAUUCCUCGGUGUUUGGGCCCCGGGUAUUGAGCUCACCUGCUUCGGACGAAACGCAACUUCGCCAUAGAUUCAGCCAACGGUCUCUGCAUCAGGGCCAGCCUUCGAGGAAGCAGUCGAAGAGUACCUUGUUUAUGCAGCAGCGAAUCGACAGUGGUUCUUCCGUUUAUCCGUCUCCUGACGCUUCCGAGUGCCCAUCCUUGGAUGAGUCCGUCCCUGACGUUCCCGACACGACAUAUCGAGGACAACACGCCACCACCAUGCCGUCGAGACAUGCUCGCAGAGACACAGACACUUGCAUCCCACGCACUCGCUCGGUUGCCAGCUAUAAAAGCGUUGAGGAACCGGCAAACAUCUCGAAAUUCAGCUUUCCCUGGAACGGACAAGCAAAUCCUACUCUCACUCAGAUACACGCUGAGAUCGUCCAUGAGGAGCUCCAGCCUCCGGUCAAACCAGGCCAGCAAAUGGAAUCCCCCCCUCCCGGAAAGAAGAAGAACCAGAAGGGGCCCGUCGUGCCGCAGAAACGCUCCAGCUCCGCCCGUGCUUUCACCGGAAUUCUGAACUUUGUGAAAUCCGGGAUUACCAGUGGAGAAUAUAGCAGUGCCAGUGUGAGCUCUGAGAUCCAAAGCCCCGGCAACCCCGAUUCCGGACCGGUUUCUCUCACCACAGGUAGUACGAGUUCUACACCUCCAGCUAACUAUUCCAGUCGCAACUCGGGCACUCCACAAAGUGGAAGGACGGCCCAGCAACAGAUUGACAUCUACUCGAGGCACAAUUCUUCGAGCAUCUUCCGUGACGACGACGAUGAUCGUCGCGACCUAAGACAUCAGACGUCGUCAUUGAGGCGUGAAGUCGCCAUGGAGACUGCAGAAAGCCUUGGACGGUUCGACCACCUCGGCGACUCCGACCAGCGACAGCCACGUAGCCUAGCCCUACGGAAGUCGUUUACCAUCAGCAUCGCCAAGCUCCGGGAAAAAGUCAGCAUCGGUGGAUUCAAGACCAUUCCCAAGGCUGGACGGGACAGUGGCGAGUCGACGAAUCGGCCGGCCAUCAAGCCACGGCAGAGCAUUGCAACAAUGCAUGACGUUGACACCCAGCCAGAAGCUUCCAUGGAACACCAGCGGGCCGCUGGCAGGAUCUCUCGGAAACAGAAAGUACGCGCGUUGCGCUCACCGGCUGCCUGGGAGGACAGCGAGGGUGCUUCUUGGGGCAGUGGCGCAGAGGUUGCCAAGCUCCGUCGCAGCAAUACUACGCAGACCAUGCCUUCGAGGAGAUCUAGUGCCAGUGCCUCUGCCGCCGCCGCGGUCGGCGAUAGGAAGAGACGGAACACUACAUAUAACGAUUGCGUGAUCGUUCCGUUUGCGGCUGAUGGGGGUGAUGACCACCACCACCACGAAGGCGAGUGUAUCGCUUAUGGAGACGGUAAUGCUAAUGUUAACGUUAAUGUUGGGGCGGGGUUCCAGCAGGAGGAAUAUGAUACUGAGCGCUCGUUUUGGAGGGAAACGAGGAGUAUGGCUGAGUUGAGUACUAGACGCGCUAGCAUUGGGACUGCCCAUUAGGCGUAGGCGUUACUUACAUGUGUUACAGGAGUUCAUGGGGUGUUAUUGUGCGUGCUUUGCUUUGACUCUGCUUUGAAGUUUGACUUUUGGUGAUUGAUUGGUUAUUGACAUUGACAUUGGUAGAAGGGGGGACUGACGGGUGAUAGCUACUCAACUGAGUCCUUAUGUACUGGAUUGACUUGACUUGUAUUCUUGAACUUACCUAUUCGUAUUGUACUCUACUCUAGGUGCUCUGCUCUUACUGUGCUUGACGAUUAUAAGAUGAGAUGGGAUGGGAUGGGAUAAGUAUUUGGUAUGGACGAUAAGAUUGUGUGGGAGCUGAUGGGAUGAAAGAAUAGAAUAGAAUUGAGGAGUGUCUUUUAUUUUUUGUUCGGUUUUUAUUUCACGAUCCUGUAUGUACUAGGAUUGAUUUAGAACUGAGAAGAGAGAGAGAGAGAGGGAAC